AGACAAAUGCGCCCACGAACGCAUUAAACCUUUGCGAGAAUAAAUAAUAAAGUACAACCGUCUCUCUGAAUCCCAAUUGAUGAUUGAUCUCAUCUCUCAACUACCUACCAGUUCUCACCACCGAUAGUUGAGAUCACGUGCAUAGAACAAACGCCAUCAUGACUCGAAAGCUCAUCACCGUCCUCGGAAUCACUGGAACGCAGGGAGGCUCUGUGGCCAAUCGGUUUCUCAAUCUCACCCAUGCCGAAUGGCAAGUGCGCGGCCUCACACGCAACCCCGGCUCGGCCAAAGCGAAGGAAUGGGCAGGCAGAGGGGUUGAGAUCGUCAAAGGCGACCACGACGACGUAGAGUCCCUCAAGGCCGCAUUCAAAGGCGCGCACGCCAUCUUCGCCGUCACUGAUUGGGCGGCCAACUACUUCCGCGUCAGCGAGGACAAGGCCCUGCAGGAGAAGGCCAAGGCCGCAGGGCGGACCAUCGAGGAAUAUGCCGGCGACCUGGAGAAGGCCCAGGGCAUCAAGGUGGCGACGGCCGCUUCCGAUCCGGCGGUCCUCUCCACGCUGGAGAGGUUUGUCUUUUCCACCUUGACCGCCGUGCAGAAAAUCAGCGGCGGCAAGUACAAGCAUGCGUACGAGUUCGAUUCCAAGGCCGACGUCGAGAGCCACAUCCGGGAGCACCUGCCGGAGCUGCGCGCCCGGCUAAGCACGGUCACCAUGGGCAUCUUCCAGGAGAACUGGAAGGACAUCCCCGCGUUCAGGGCACAGAAGAAGCCGGACGGCACAUACGAAUUUCUCCGCCUGAACGUUCCGGGUUCUCAUCUGGCGACCCCCGAGGUGGUGGCUUCUCGGGACACCGGCGCUUUCGUCGAGGCGUUGGUCUUCCAUCACCCACCCGGCACGGAUGUCUUGGGCGCCAGUGAGAUCAUCUCCAGGCCAGACUACGCCGCGCUUUGGGGUCGGACAAUGGGAGUCAAGGCGACAGCGCGAGAUGUUGAGAAGGAGGAAUACCUAAAGUACAUCCCCGAGGGAAUGGAGACUACCAUCGUGGACGAUCUCGGAUUCUUCACAGAGUAUGGGUACGCUGGCGGGAACCCCAAUGUCAAGACACCAGCGGAGCUGGGUAUCAAGACGACCUCUUUGGAGGAAUUCUUCCGAGACCAGGAUUGGAGUGGAGUACUGAAAGGAGAACUUUAAGCUUCUUUCGCGCGGCUCUAUCUGACCGGUGAGAAAAAGAAUUGGCCUGGUUUGAGAGUUUAAUGCAUAUGUUGUCCGAACAUUCUGCGACAGGGUAACGUUACUUGGAAGACACAUUGAAUGAUGCUAUAAUUAUACCUUCCAGACUGUUAUACGUGUGCUUGCCGUCUUCGUACAGCGCGCUUCCAACCGUUACGUACUCUCGGAAUGAAACACGGACGGCUAGAUCGUUCUAUG
This is a messenger RNA of Sodiomyces alkalinus F11, 1427 nucleotides long. RefSeq names its product NAD(P)-binding protein. The record is from RefSeq and is a predicted model, not a curated record. NCBI's taxonomy places the organism in Eukaryota, Fungi, Ascomycota, Sordariomycetes, Glomerellales, Plectosphaerellaceae. The transcript is spliced from 2 exons. The coding region runs from base 159 to 1190 and encodes 343 amino acids.